CAGUCAUUAGACCCGGAAGUCGAUGUGCUCAUGAAAAUAUUUGCGUAAGUGUCCUCUCCAGGCUGAAACAGAGCAUCAUGCCGACGUCUCCUGUUAAAACCCGGAUUCCCCUCACCAGCUUCGGGCAUCUUAUAACAGAGGUGAAGAGGCAGCUGUUUGGCAUCGAGGCACCGGCUUCUGUAGAACUGAGUGGUUGGAGGAAGUACUUUAAUAGCUACACGCUGCAGGGCCGUCGAAAUUGCGUCUUAGCAACUUAUGGGAUCCUAGUUGUAACUGCAGCUGCCUAUGUAAUGCACAGACAGAACAAAAAAGAAAAGCUGACACCAACAUCCACAGCCUGAAGGAACAUGAAGCACUGAACAUGAACAGUUUCAGAUGGGUGUGAACAGAAGGAAGAAACGACACUACCUCUAAUCAUGUCGAACAUAACCGCUUGAAUCUGUGCUGUAUUAAUAAAAGUUGUCAAAAUGCUCA
This is a messenger RNA of Sphaeramia orbicularis (orbiculate cardinalfish), 474 nucleotides long. RefSeq names its product ATP synthase membrane subunit DAPIT, mitochondrial-like. The transcript is spliced from 4 exons. The coding region runs from base 78 to 341 and encodes 87 amino acids. NCBI's taxonomy places the organism in Eukaryota, Metazoa, Chordata, Actinopteri, Kurtiformes, Apogonidae. The record is from RefSeq and is a predicted model, not a curated record. Gene Ontology annotation, cellular component: proton-transporting ATP synthase complex.